AAGGACCCUCAAGCUUUGUCAUCCCCUUAAUAGGGCUAAUGGGAUUUUCUGGAGUGAUCCGCCUUUGGCUCUCACUGGGCUUCCAGCAAGGAGCUCAGACAGCCGCUCGGAGCCGCCGGCCACCCCAGCGCUUGCCAACAGACCCGCACGCCCUGCCGCGGGGACAACCAGGGGCUCUCAAGGCCAGCCCGGCGUGGGACAAAGAUGAGUUCCCCCGAGGAACAGGCCUUCCGUCUGCUGACCGAGUAUGCAAACGGGUUCAUGGUCUCCCAGGUUCUGUUUGCCGCCUGCGAGCUGGGCGUGUUUGACCUUCUCGCGGAGGCCCCGGAGCCCCUGGGUGCGGUGGCGGUGGCUGCACGACUGGGCACUAGCUCCCAUGGGACGGAACUCCUGCUGGACACCUGCGUGUCCCUGAAGCUGCUUCAGGCCGAAACCAGGAGGGGAAAAGCCUUGUAUCAAAACACGGAGCUCUCCAGCACCUACCUGGUCAGGGCCAGUCCCAAGUACCAAGGCAACAUGCUGCAGUACCUGGCCAAGACGACGUACCUGUGUUGGGGCCACCUGGCCCAGGCUGUGAGGGACGGCAAGAACCGGUAUCCAGAGGCGUUUGGGGUUCCCUCGGACGAGCUCUUCACCGCGAUCUACAGAUCCGAGGGCGAGCGGCUGCAGUUCAUGAGGGCUUUGGAGGACGUCUGGAGCAUCAGCGGGAGGCACGUGCUGGCCGCCUUUGACCUGUCCCUGUUCCCGCUCAUCUGCGACGUUGGCGGUGAGCGUUGGCCCCACAGGUGGGGCUGUGUCUUGGGGCUAGUGUGCUCCCUAGUGUCCCCUGGGGAGGGAACACAACUGGGCCGCCAUUCAGGAUCGGGGAGAAAGCAUCUGCACAUGUCCUUGGUGGGCUGCUCUGGGGCUCUGGCCAAGCAGUGCACCUCUCUGUACCCCGGGUGUCAGGUCACCGUGUUCGACAUCCCCGAGGUGGUCCAGACGGCGAAGAAGCACUUCUCAUUCCUGGAGGACCCGCGGAUCAGCUUCUGUGAAGGAGAUUUCUUUAAAGACCCACUUCCGGAGGCAGAUCUGUACAUCCUGGCCAGGGUCCUGCACGACUGGACCGACACGCGGUGCUCACAGCUGCUGGCAAGGGUCCAUCGCGCCUGCAAACCAGGCGGCGGCGUCCUGGUGAUUGAAAGCCUCCUGGAUGCAGACGGACGGGGCCCGCGGACCACGCAGCUAUUCUCGCUGAACAUGCUGGUGCAGACGGAGGGCCGGGAGCGGACCCCCGCCCAGUACCUCGCGCUCCUGGCUCCCGCCGGCUUCCAGGACGUCCAGUGCAGGAGAACGGGGGGCAUUUAUGAUGCCAUCCUUGCCAGGAGGUAGCUCCCCGUGGGUCUGCAGCGACCGACCCAACCGACACCCUCGCUAACGGCAGAGGGGGGGGGUCUCCAUGAGCUUCUGCAUUUCUGGGGGGCUG
Molecule: messenger RNA, 1465 nt
Organism: Mustela lutreola (European mink)
Lineage: Eukaryota; Metazoa; Chordata; Mammalia; Carnivora; Mustelidae
Gene: ASMT
Product: acetylserotonin O-methyltransferase
Exons: 9
Coding region: 205-1371 (388 amino acids)
Biological process (GO): melatonin biosynthetic process; methylation
Molecular function (GO): acetylserotonin O-methyltransferase activity
Source: RefSeq, a predicted model, not a curated record